AAUUCGACUGACAAAUAAUAAUUGGAAAAACGAAAGACGAACUUGAAAGUUGAAACUACUUACCUUAAUCUCCUCCAAGUUUUUGAGUUAUAUUUCAUUUCCUUCUCUCCCUCUCUGCAUACUCUAAUUCGCACUUUCUCUCAGUUGAUACAAAUUCACUCCUCAUCUCAGUCUCGGAUUUCUGAAUCGCGGCACUCGCUCACGGAAAAAUGCCGCUCAGACUUGAAAUCAAGAGGAAACUUGCUCAAAGGUCAGAAAGAGUGAAAUCUGUGGAUCUACACCCAACUGAGCCAUGGAUAUUGGCAAGUUUGUAUUCAGGGACUGUUGGCAUUUACAAUUAUCAAACCCAGACAAUGGUCAAAUCAUUUGAGGUUACGGAACUACCAGUUAGGUCAGCUAAGUUUAUAGCACGAAAGCAGUGGGUGGUUGCUGGUGCUGAUGAUAUGUUUAUCCGCGUUUACAAUUACAACACAAUGGAUAAGGUUAAAGUAUUCGAGGCACAUACAGAUUAUAUUAGGUGUGUGGCUGUCCAUCCGACACUUCCAUACGUGUUGUCAUCCUCAGAUGAUAUGCUAAUAAAGCUCUGGGACUGGGAAAAAGGAUGGGCAUGCACUCAAAUAUUCGAGGGUCACUCUCAUUAUGUGAUGCAAGUGACGUUCAAUCCGAAGGACACCAACACGUUUGCCAGUGCAUCCCUUGAUCGCACCAUUAAGAUUUGGAAUCUUGGUUCUCCUGACCCAAACUUUACCUUAGAUGCACAUCUGAAAGGAGUCAACUGUGUCGAUUAUUUUACCGGUGGUGAUAAGCCUUAUUUAAUUACUGGUUCUGAUGAUCAUACUGCUAAGGUGUGGGAUUAUCAGACAAAGAGCUGUGUCCAGACACUAGAAGGCCACACGCACAAUGUUUCAGCAGUUUGUUUCCACCCUGAGCUUCCCAUAAUAAUUACAGGUUCCGAGGAUGGUACUGUCCGGAUAUGGCAUGCCACCACUUAUAGACUUGAGAACACCUUAAAUUAUGGUCUUGAAAGAGUUUGGGCGGUUGGCUACAUGAAAGGUUCGAGACGGGUUGUAAUUGGAUACGAUGAAGGAACCAUAAUGGUAAAGCUUGGUCGAGAGGUACCUGUUGCCAGUAUGGACAACAGCGGGAAAAUCAUUUGGGCAAAGCAUAAUGAAAUUCAGACUGUCAACAUUAAGAGUGUUGGAGCAGAUUACGAGGUUUCUGACGGAGAGAGAUUGCCCUUGGCUGUUAAGGAAUUGGGAACCUGUGACCUUUAUCCACAGAACCUGAAGCACAACCCUAAUGGUAGGUUUGUUGUUGUGUGCGGGGACAGUGAGUAUAUAAUUUACACUGCUUUGGCUUGGAGAAACAGAUCAUUUGGUUCAGCAUUGGAAUUUGUUUGGUCAACUGAAGGAGAAUAUGCUGUUAGAGAAAGUACAUCAAAGAUCAAGAUAUUCAGUAAAAAUUUCGUGGAAAAGAAAAGCAUCCGUCCCACAUUUUCUGCCGAGCAUAUCUAUGGCGGAACUUUAUUAGCCAUGUGCUCAAAUGAUUUUAUUUGCUUUUAUGAUUGGGUUGAGUGCAGGCUUAUAAGACGAAUUGAUGUCAAUGUUAAAAAUCUCUACUGGGCUGAUAGCGGUGAUUUGGUCACCAUUGCCAGUGACACAUCAUUUUACAUUCUCAAGUAUAAUAGAAAUGUAGUUUCUGCUCAUUUGGAUAGUGGGAGGUCAGUGGAUGAACAAGGCGUGGAGGAUGCUUUUGAGCUUCUUUAUGAAAUUAAUGAACGAGUGCGGACCGGACUUUGGGUUGGGGAUUGUUUUAUUUACAAUAACUCGUCAUGGAGACUUAAUUACUGUGUGGGCGGUGAGGUGACGACUAUGUUCCAUUUAGACCGACCUAUGUACCUGCUUGGAUAUCUUGCUAGUCAGAGCCGUGUUUAUCUUGUCGACAAAGAGUUUAAUGUUAUAGGAUAUACGUUGCUGCUUAGCUUGAUUGAGUAUAAGACUCUUGUAAUGCGCGGUGAUCUGGAAAGGGCUAAUGAGAUAUUACCAUCAAUACCAAAAGAGCAUCAUAACAGUGUGGCCCAUUUCUUGGAAUCACGAGGAAUGAUCGAGGAUGCUCUUGAAGUAGCUACAGAUCCCGACUACAGAUUUGAGUUGGCCAUAAAUUUAGGCAAACUGGAAAUCGCAAAGGAAAUUGCAACUGCAGCACACAGCGAGCCCAAAUGGAAGCAUUUGGGUGAAUUAGCAUUGUCUACUGGAAUGUUGGAGACAGCAGAGGAGUGUUUGAAGCAAGCAAAUGACUUGAGUGGCUUAUUGCUACUCUAUUCCUCCUUGGGCGAUGCUGAAAGAAUUGCCGAUCUUGCAUCUCUUGCCAAAGAGCAUGGAAGAAACAAUGUUGCUUUCAUUUGUCUAUUUAUGUUGGGUAAAUUAGAAGACUGCCUUCAGUUGUUGGUCGACAGUAAGGUGUCGGAAAUUGUUGGCCUUUGGAGAAAGGACCUGACUAAGAUUAAUCAGAAAGCUGCAGAAUCUCUUGCUGAUCCAGAAGAAUACACGAAUUUGUUUGAUGACUGGCAAGUUGCUCUUGCUGUUGAAUCUAAAGUUGCUGAGGCGAGGGGAAACUAUCCUUCGGCUGCUGAAUACGCGCAACAAGCUGAUAGAUCAACCGCAAGCCUUGUAGAAACGUUUAGAAACAUGGAAUUAGGAGAAGAGGAAGAAGCAGAAGAACCUAUGGAAAAUGGAGCCUUGGAUUAUGAGGAUGCAGAACCAAAUGGCGAAGUGCGAGAGGAGUUGGAUGAAACGCAAGUAGAAGGUGGAUAUAUUAAGAGUCAAGAAGAGGCUCCUGUGGUUGAUGCCGACUCAACCAAUGGUGCCAUGCUUAUAAAUGGGAAUGAGGCUGCGGUGGAAGACAGGGAUACAAAUAACCAAGGAAAAACGGUAGUCUAAAAGCGAUUGGAUUGGAGUGUGAAAUUCCCUUGUUUAGUUGCUGUGCUUGCCCUCGAAUCUACUCAAGACAGACGGUUCCAGCUGUAAACUAUUUCUCUCAUGCUGUGUGCUUUAUGCUCUUGCCCGAAAGAGGUGGUCUCGUGGAACUGAGUGUCUUUCUCCAUUUCAGAUGAAGGUGAAUGAAAUUUUUGUCGUGGGGCCCCACAUUCAUUAUACAUUCAAGAGUUUUGGUUGUUUUAGCCUAGUAUUGAUAGUUACAAUUUAAUUAUGAUAUAUUUUUUGUGCUGGUUUUUACUUGAAAUUAUCUGGUGGUUGUCGUGAGGUGUAGAUACGUACUCGAUUCCCAUCGCAUUGUUAAAUCCCGAAUUUUCCCAUUGAAUAUAUUGCGUUUUGUGCAAAAAUCUGUUUACUUUUAAGUGGAUGUUAAGAAGUUACUGAAAAUCGUAAUCCCGAGUAUUAGACUUGGAAAUACGAGCAAGCUUUUUUUUUUCUUCCGUCCAAACUGAUGAAUUCAGUUCAAAUUUGUGUUUGAGUCUUUUAAGGUAUUACUGGUGUUAGAUUUUUGAGAUUUUUGGUGGUCAGAAAGAGAUUUUGCAAAUGAUGCCAUUCACCA
Messenger RNA from Striga asiatica, 3552 nucleotides. The record is from the annotation of a GenBank genome assembly. Lineage: Eukaryota; Viridiplantae; Streptophyta; Magnoliopsida; Lamiales; Orobanchaceae.